AUGAGCUCCGCCGAUUCGACUGAACAAGAGCUGGCUCGAUUGCGAGAAGCAGAGAAGAGAGUGGUGCGAAAGAUCGAUCGAUUACUCUUGCCAAUCAUGCUGGUUACAUAUGGUCUUCAGUACUACGACAAAUCGGUUCUCGGUACUGCAGCAGUUUAUGGCAUCAUCAAAGACCUUGAUCUGUCCCGAACAAUCAACGGCGUCACCUAUACUACCCGAUACAGUACAGCUACAGCUGCUUUUUACUACGGCUAUAUCGUGGCUGUCCUGCCUAUGGGUCUAUUAUUCGCUCGAGUACCGUUGGCCAAAACAGCUUCAUUUUGCGUCGUGAUCUGGGGACUGGUCUGCAUUCUUACAGUUGUUUGUCACAACUAUCAUGGGUUUGUCGCCCAACGUGUGAUUCUUGGCUUUGUUGAAUCGGCAGUGUCACCCGCUUUCGUAGCUGUCUGUGCUCUUUGGUGGAAACCUCAAGAACAAGCAAAGAGAAUCGGGGUUUUCUACUCUGCGACGGGAGUUUUCAGUAUGUUUUCAGCACUCAUCAAUAUUGGAUUAGGCAAAACAGGUGGAACCCAUCCAUGGAAAUCGAUGUACUACUUUUGUGGUUCUCUAACGAUCGCUUGGGGUUUCGUAAUAUACUUUUUCAUGCCCGAUAGUCCUUUAAAGCCAGGUCGAUUCUUCAAUGAAGAAGAAAGGCAAAUCUUGCUUAGAAGAUACGAAGAAAACCCUUGGGGGAGUUCUCAACAAUCUAUCAAACCAAAACAUGUUUUAGAAGCUGUUUCUGACAUCAAGACUUGGAUUUACCUUUUGAUGGGUGCAGCAAUUUAUAUCUGUAAUGGUUCCGUAACUGCUUUUGGUGCAAGAAUCAUCGCUAGUUUCGGUUACACAAGUUUGCAAAGUACUGCUUUGUUGGUUCCAGGUGGUUUCGUCACCGUUAUCACUAUAGCCUUCUUCUCUUAUCUUGCUGAUAAGUAUAAGAAUAUCAGAACUUUGUUGCUGCCUAUCAGUACCAUACCUGUCAUCGUCGGAGCACUUGUCGUCUGGCUCGCCCCUUGGCAUCCUACAGUGGGACCAUUAAUAGGGUACUACUUAGUUGCAAGUUUCGGUGCACCUUACGUACUUCUGCUCUCAUUGGCUUCUGCAAAUACCGCCGGAGCAACCAAGAAAGGUGUAACAUCAGGCUUCAUCUUCGUCGGUUACAAUAUUGGUAAUAUCGUUGCGUCAUAUCUUGUAUUCGCUCAAGAGAAGAAAAUAAAAUACCGAUCAACUUGGAUCGCCGUUAUUGUCUGCAUGAUUUUCGCUUCUGCCGCUUCGAUACUACUCCGAUACCUCUACAUCGCCGAGAACAAAAGACGAGACGGACUCGCUGCAAAUCACCAAGAAGCUAAACCUUAUCAAGCUGAAUCAGCUGAGAAAUUGGCAGGAGAAGGUCAUACUGACGUUCCUAUCAUCGAGAAUGCGGCGAGGUAUGAAGAUAAGACUGAUAAAGAAAGGUUGGAAUUUAGGUAUACUCUUUAG
Messenger RNA from Kwoniella shivajii, 1515 nucleotides. RefSeq lists its product as uncharacterized. The record is from RefSeq and is a predicted model, not a curated record. Gene Ontology annotation, biological process: transmembrane transport. The transcript has 8 exons. Lineage: Eukaryota; Fungi; Basidiomycota; Tremellomycetes; Tremellales; Cryptococcaceae. Gene Ontology annotation, cellular component: membrane. Gene Ontology annotation, molecular function: transmembrane transporter activity. The coding region runs from base 1 to 1515 and encodes 504 amino acids.